Naegleria fowleri is the source of this 1638-nucleotide messenger RNA. RefSeq lists its product as uncharacterized. The coding region runs from base 1 to 1638 and encodes 545 amino acids. NCBI's taxonomy places the organism in Eukaryota, Heterolobosea, Eutetramitea, Acrasida, Naegleriidae. The record is from RefSeq and is a predicted model, not a curated record. Gene Ontology annotation, biological process: mitochondrial magnesium ion transmembrane transport. Gene Ontology annotation, cellular component: mitochondrial inner membrane. Gene Ontology annotation, molecular function: magnesium ion transmembrane transporter activity. The transcript is spliced from 2 exons.
AUGAAGUCAUCGAAUGGCCUCUUCUGUUCUCUCAACGUUUCCUCCUGCUUGAUAAAGCCAUCUUCCGCUUCUUCUGGGCUUUCGACAAGAUUGCCCACAAUAACCUCUGCACUCAAAAUGUUCGGAAUGAACUCGAAAAUUUCUACGGCCUCAACAACGGCAUUAAAAUCAAGUUGUUCUAAAAGUGUAUUAACGUUUUCGGAGUCAAGGAGAAUGAAUUCUGAUAGAAAGGGAUAUAGUCGAGAGAAUGUAUUUUCAUCUUCAUUAUCCGAAUCAAUGAUUGAUAAUACGAUAAUACCUUCGAACCAAAAGGCUCACCCAUGUAAAAACAUCAGCCAAAAUCAACUUUGUCUUGAGCAAUUUAAAAUACAAUCUGAGCCCGUGAAACGAACAUUCCGAAGACACACUGCCUUUGGAAAUAAUAAGAUGGAAGACAAAUCAACAGCAAAAUGGGAUAGCACGAUGGAAACCAUUGAUGCUGGUGUCAAGAUCGCAGAAUCGUCUAAAGAAAAUGCACCAAGUUUUGCUCCUGUUUCUUUGAAUUCGGCAAGCAUUUCACAUAAAUGGAAUGUCGUUGAAUUUGACGAUCAAGGAAAUGUGAGAAUGUCACAAAUUAAACGAAGUGAACUAUAUACGAAAUAUGGCUUACAAGGAAGAGAUAUAAGAACAUUAGUGAGCAACAUGAACUUUCCGACCAUUCUCGCUCGUGCCAAUUGUAUAAUAGUUUCUAUUAGCAAUAUAAGUGCAAUAAUUACUCACGAAAGGCUCUAUCUACUGAAGAGCGAUUAUACAAAUAAUUUAGACCCAACCUUCAUCAGAUUUGUUCAACAAUUUUUAAUUUAUUAUGCCAAGUCUAAGGAAGUGAACAAGUAUAGCUUUGAUGAGACACCCUAUGGUUUUUUCGAACAGUCAUAUGCUCUACCGUUUGAAUUUAGAGUUUUAGAAUGUAUUUUGCAUAAAGUGUGUGCCACAAUUGAAAAAGACAGAAACGACGUACAGGAACGAGUAAGUCAAAUUUUGGCUGCUCCUGACUACACAAGCGAAGAAGUACUCUAUCAAAUUUUGCAAUGCAAGCAAAAAUUGACACGAUUCAAAACGUUUGUCACAGAAUUACACGAAACGAUCGAAAAUAUAUUGGAUGCUGAUGAUGACAUGGCAAGAAUGUAUCUUACAGAAAAAAUUGUGUUUCAAAAGCCAAGAGAGGUUUCUCAACAUGAAGAAAUUGAAAUGUUGUUAGAAACAUAUCAAAACAGAGUAGAAAAUGUAAUUAAUUCUAUCGACGACAUGAGAGAAGAUCUUGAUGAUACACAGGAGUUUCUUGAAGUAUGUUUGGAUAGCAUUCGUAACAGAAUGAUGGAAAUGGAAUUGAAAUUAGCAAUAGGUGCUUUUGCUCUCACAUUUGGAACUCUACUCGUUGGUGCAUUUGGUAUGAACUUAAUGUCUCAUCUGGAAGAUCAUCCAUUCGCAUUUUACUAUACGUCAGGUAUGGUUGCUGUUGCAACAGUUAGUCUUUUUGUCAUUACCUUCUUGCUUUGUAAAAGAAGAGGAAUUUUCAAGAGCACCUAUGUAACAGAAAAGAGAAAGGAACUUCGUCAAGUCAUUACAUCAAAGUUUGGCAAUAAUUGUGGUGACAUGUAG